Asterias rubens (European starfish) is the source of this 1788-nucleotide messenger RNA. RefSeq names its product dnaJ homolog subfamily A member 1-like. NCBI's taxonomy places the organism in Eukaryota, Metazoa, Echinodermata, Asteroidea, Forcipulatida, Asteriidae. The coding region runs from base 275 to 1468 and encodes 397 amino acids. Gene Ontology annotation, cellular component: cytoplasm; cytosol. Gene Ontology annotation, molecular function: Hsp70 protein binding; ATP binding. The record is from RefSeq and is a predicted model, not a curated record. The transcript is spliced from 7 exons. Gene Ontology annotation, biological process: protein refolding; response to heat.
UAUAAAAAACACACAGCACACCGCAAACCACAUGCGCAAAUUACAGUAUUGGUAAUAGUGGCCAGCACAGGACGUUUUCACUGACUCAAUUAUUGUUUUUAGAUGAAUUGAUGUAUAAUAUAAUUAUUUACUUGAAGUGUAUCUUGACUGCCGUGUAACUGGCAUUACUGUAUAGGAGAGGAUUUUGAAGGGAGUGCUUUUCAUUUUACGGUUUUCUGUGUGGAGAUUCUGCUGGCUCCAGAUUAGAUAUUUAUUGCGACGUAACUGCCUCAUCAUGGUGAAAGAGACCAAAUUUUAUGACCUGCUCGGUGUCAAACCCAACGCCACGGAGACGGAACUCAAGAAAGCUUAUCGCAAGCUGGCGUUGAAGUACCAUCCAGACAAGAACCCAGAAGACCCAGAGAAGUUCAAGCUUAUGUCCCAAGCCUACGAGAGUCUUAGUGACCCAAAGAAAAGGAAAAUCUACGAUGAGGGUGGAGAGCAGGCAUUGAAGGAGGGCGGUGCUGGGGGCGGCAGCCACAACCCCAUGGAUAUAUUCGACAUGUUCUUUGGCACCCACUCGAGGACGCACGAGCGACGCUGCAAAGAUGUCAUUCACCAGCUGGGGGUGUCACUGGAAGAGAUGUACAACGGCUCAGUGCGUAAGCUGGCACUCAAGAAGAAUGUAGUGUGCGAUAAAUGCGAAGGACGCGGAGGCAAGAAGGGUGCAGUCGAGACUUGUGGUACAUGUAAGGGGUCCCGUAUACAGGUACAUCUCAGCCCCAUUGGUCCGGGAAUGGUGCAACAGAUCCGAACAGCUUGUGGAGAUUGCCAGGGACAAGGAGAGAAGAUCAGCGCGAAGGAUCGCUGUAAACAGUGCCAAGGAAAGAAAAUCAUCAAAAAUAGCAAGAUUCUGGAGGUGCAUAUAGACAAAGGGAUGAAAGAUGGGCAGAAAAUCACAUUCAGCGGCGAAGGAGAUCAAGAACCAGGGCUGGAACCAGGUGACAUGAUCAUAGUUCUUGAAGAGAAACCAAACAAGUUGUUCAAGAGGAAAGGAACAGACUUGAUUAUCAACAAGAAGAUAGAUCUGGUUGAAGCACUCUGUGGUUUCAAGCAUAUCAUCAAGACGUUAGAUGAUAGAGAGUUAGUCAUUACCUCACAUGCAGGUGAUGUAAUUAAACACGACGAUGUGAAAGUUGUGCGGAACGAAGGGAUGCCUAUCUACAGGUCACCUUUCGAGAAGGGACGUCUCAUCAUCCACUUCGAGGUUGACUUCCCAGAGUCGGGUCAGAUCCCUCUGGAUGCUCUACCCAAGCUGGAAGCAGUCCUCCCAGAACGGCCCGAAUGCAUCGUCAGCGACGACAUGGAAGAGGUGAAUCUAAUCAAUUACGAACCAAAGCAGCGAGGGCGCUAUGAGAACGCGUACGAAGAAGACGGAGAUGAGUUUCAUGGAAGAGGUGGAGGGGGAGUUCAAUGUCAAACCCAGUGAUGGGGGAAAAAAAAGGACUUCUUGACAAUUCCACAGAAUUAUUAUUAUUAUUUGAAAACAAUAGGAAUACUACUUUUUAUGAGCCAUGAAUACUCAAAUAAAAUACCAAAAGUAAAUACGUCACAAGUGACGCCCUUGUCUUCAGGUUUUUAAUAUAUUGAGAGAGGUAUUACAUGAAACUAUCCACCUUUAUGAAGUACCAGCGAGGAAAACUCACUUGGCUGUAAUUCACUCCACUCUGUGCUGGACACCAUUGGUAAUUGUCAAAGACCAGUAUUCUCACUUGGUGUAUCCCAAUUAUACGCAUAACAAAUCUGUGA